UCCCUUCGCCUCGCGGCCCCCACGUACCCAAGUGAGCAGGCUCUCGCACAGCUCCACCCGCUCCACCGACUCCACACUGAACAUCUUCCCCCGCGGGGCCUGGCAGCCUUCCACCGGGCAGAGGCCGCUGCCGCGCCGUCUGGGUUAAAGUCCGGAGGAUCCGGGCAGCCGAGCCGGCCUCUCGCCCGCCUCCUCCUCGGCCGGGACGCAACUCCGGCCACGGCGCCAGCAGCCGCUCCCGCACCGUCGCCCGCGGAGCCCCUCCUCCUUCCACUCGGGGCCGCGCGCGGCGGACCACGCCCGCCGCCCCGCGUCCCCGCCCCUCCUCCGAGACGCAGCGCCGGCGAAGGCCGGGGCCGCCCCCCGCCGGCCACCUAUGUGUCGCGGCGCGCGCGAGCCCGGCCCUGACGGCGGCAGCGGCGGCGGCGAGUGUCCCUCGCCCGUCGGCACGGAAGCUCGGCAAUGCGCAUGCGCUCGAGCCGCACUCCCACUUAAAAGAGACACAGCGGGCGGUGCCCGCGAGGGGCGGCGGGGGCGGCCCCCGGAAGCAAUCUCUGUCCUCUGCCCCGGGAGCCGGCGAGGCAGCUCCGCAGCGGUGGAGAGACUUGGAAUGGCCAAAUAUCAAGUUGAAGUUCAAAGUCUGAAAUUGGAUGGUGAUUCAGUUAUAGAAGGAGUAAGUGACCAAGUUCUUGUGGCAGUUGUGGUCAGUUUCGCUUUGAUUGCUACCCUGGUAUAUGCACUUUUCAGAAAUGUACAUCAAAAUAUUCAUCCAGAAAACCAAGAGCUAGUAAGGGUACUUCGAGAACAACUUCAAACAGAACAGGAUGCACCUGCCAUUGCUCGACAGCAGUUCUAUACUGACAUGUACUGUCCAAUCUGUUUACAUCAAGCCUCCUUCCCUGUGGAAACGAACUGUGGACAUCUUUUCUGUGGUGCCUGCAUUAUUGCAUAUUGGCGCUACGGAUCAUGGCUUGGGGCAAUCAGUUGUCCAAUCUGUAGACAAACGGUAACUUUACUCCUAACAGUAUUUGGUGAAGAUGAUCAGUCUCAGGAUGUUGUAAGAUUGCAUCAAGAAAUUAAUGAUUAUAACCGGAGAUUCUCAGGGCAGCCCAGAUCUAUUAUGGAAAGAAUUAUGGAUCUACCCACUUUACUGAGGCAUGCAUUCAGGGAAAUGUUUUCAGUUGGGGGCCUUUUCUGGAUGUUCCGCAUUAGGAUAAUACUUUGUUUAAUGGGAGCUUUUUUCUAUCUUAUAUCACCUCUAGAUUUUGUACCUGAAGCCUUGUUCGGAAUUCUAGGUUUUCUAGAUGAUUUCUUUGUCAUCUUUUUGUUGCUUAUCUACAUCUCUAUUAUGUAUCGAGAAGUGAUAACCCAAAGGCUAACCAGAUGAAAAAAAUAAAUUUACUAGAAUAUCUGAGCUAGUAUAUAAAAUCAAACAAAAGGACCCAUGGUGGUAUAAAACAUCUGAAUAUUAUCUUACAAGCUUAAAACUACUAUAUGACAAACAUUUGAUUAUAAUUUGACAAAUGCUAGCAAUAUACAAGCUAUAACUGGAAUUUUACAUGUUGCAACUUCUGAUGUUAGAAUUAUAAUGAUCUACAGUUUUCUUGAUUCUGUGUUGUCUAUAAAGUCUCUGGAAAAAAUAUGGAAUUAUAUAAAAAGGGAUGUUUUUAUGUCUUUUUCUUUUCCCCAAAAUUACUUAGAUUAAUUGGAUAUAUAGUCAGGUAUUGUUAAAUGUACAAUUUAUUAGCCUGCUCAAUGGGUAUCUAUAUGAUAAUAUUUAGCUAUGAAACUCAUCUAAAUAUUUUUGUUACAAUAAAAUAUUAUACAGUAUUGGGGAAAAGUCAGUGUUUAUAUUAACACUAGCUAAAUUGUGUGCAUUUGGAGCAGUUCUGCUUUUUUCACUCUGAUAUAAUUCUUUG
Cynocephalus volans (Philippine flying lemur) is the source of this 1919-nucleotide messenger RNA. It is a transcript of the gene RNF170, whose product is annotated as ring finger protein 170. The transcript has 7 exons. Lineage: Eukaryota; Metazoa; Chordata; Mammalia; Dermoptera; Cynocephalidae. Gene Ontology annotation, molecular function: ubiquitin protein ligase activity. The coding region runs from base 377 to 1387 and encodes 336 amino acids. The record is from RefSeq and is a predicted model, not a curated record.